AUGGUAACUACUGUUGAAGCUGAAGAAUCAGAAGAUGAAUGGCAUAUUUCUUCUGAACUUGGAUAUAAAAACCCAAAGGACAAAAUGGAAGAUAUAUAUCGUAAAAACAUUAAAAUUAAAUCAGUUAUAGCAAACUAA
Funneliformis mosseae is the source of this 138-nucleotide messenger RNA. The record is from the annotation of a GenBank genome assembly. Lineage: Eukaryota; Fungi; Glomeromycota; Glomeromycetes; Glomerales; Glomeraceae.